AUAAACCAGUGAUCAGCAAUGAACACUCUCAAGAGACUUCUCCCAGCAGCUGUGCUCUCUUUGAUUGUACUGAACAUGUUUGGUAAUACACUAUCAGCUGCAGCAUACAGAGACUGCUGCCUCGCUUAUUCAAAGAAACGACUGCCACAAAAAUUGAUCUCUGGUUACAUGGAGCAAAAAUCCAAUGAAAUAUGUGAGAUAGAUGCAAUUAUAUUCUACACCGUCAGAGGAAGAGCAGUGUGUGCAGAUCCUGAGCACCAUUGGGUGAAGAAAGCACUGAAUUUUUUGAGCAAAAAGCUGAGAAAAAUGUCACAAGAUUGAGCCACGUCUCGAGGAAAGAAGUUGGCUGCAUUUAGCUGGAUUUAUUUCAAGAAUCCACCCUGCAUAGUAUCUAUGCCCAGACAAUAGAAGUUUAUUAAAACUUCCGUAAUUUGUAUCAGUCACAAUUGACGUGUAAGCCACUUUAUUUUUAGUAUGUUCGACUGAACUUAAUGAAGUAACUUAACUGUAUAUUCUUAUUUAAUUUUUUGCUACAUCAUUCUGAUUGUGAAUUAAAUGAUGGUGAUUGUAAUAUUAUCACCUGCAUGUGUGUCAGUCAAUCUAUGUUUAAUUUAUUGGAAAGUGAAAGAUGCCAAGGAAUAUCUCAGAGUUCAAGUAGCACCGUGUUAAUUGCCACCUCUGUGUAU
This is a messenger RNA of Amblyraja radiata (thorny skate), 686 nucleotides long. Its product is annotated as C-C motif chemokine 20-like. The coding region runs from base 19 to 321 and encodes 100 amino acids. The transcript has 4 exons. NCBI's taxonomy places the organism in Eukaryota, Metazoa, Chordata, Chondrichthyes, Rajiformes, Rajidae. Gene Ontology annotation, cellular component: extracellular region. Gene Ontology annotation, biological process: immune response. Gene Ontology annotation, molecular function: chemokine activity. The record is from RefSeq and is a predicted model, not a curated record.